AUGUCUCAACCAACACCAUCGUCAUCAUCGGGAAGCUCUUCUCUCAACGGCCACGUUCUCAGUAUUCAGAGCCAUGUGGUUCAUGGAUACGUAGGAAAUCGUUCUGCUGUUUUCCCUUUGCAAUUAUUGGGAUUUGAAGUAGAUUUUAUUAACUCGGUCCAAUUUUCUAAUCAUACAGGAUAUCGGAAUGGAUGGAAAGGACAAACUUUGAGUGGAGAUGAACUUGCUCUAUUAUUUGAAGGAUUACAAAUGAACAAUUUAGAAGGAUCUUACACUCAUCUUUUGACUGGAUACAUCGGAAGUGAAACCUUUUUACAAAAUAUUUUACAUAUUCAUGAUAAAUUGAUAGAGAGAAAUCCGAAAUUAAUUUAUGUUUGUGAUCCAGUGCUUGGAGAUGCAGGUAAACUUUAUGUUCCAGAAAAACUCAUUCAAAUUUACAGAGAGAAGGUGUUGAAUCGUGCAACUGUAAUUACACCAAAUCAAUUUGAGGCAGAAACAUUGAGUGGAAAGAAAAUUAAAAACGAACAAGAUGCUCUUGAUGUCAUUGAUUUAUUCCACAAGGAACCAUAUAAUAUUCCUGUAGUUGUUCUUACAAGUGCAGAGUUGGAAGGUGAUAAGGAAAGUUUGACUUUGUAUGCAAGUAAUAAGAAAACUCAAAAGAAAUACAGAAUCAAGUUCAAGAAGUUGCCAGGAUCCUUCACUGGAACAGGAGAUGUAGUGAGUGCUCUCUUUUUAGCAUUCUAUGCUAUCCAUGGAGAUGAUAAUUUUAACACAUCUCUCGAGAAAACGCUAGCUGGAAUUCAAGCUGUGCUCGAAAAAACUCCACCUGGUGAGGAAUUGAGGCUUAUUGAGUCAAGAUUUGUUCUCUUAGAUCCACCAAUCCAAUAUAAGGCAGAACAGCUUUAA
Naegleria lovaniensis is the source of this 906-nucleotide messenger RNA. RefSeq lists its product as uncharacterized. The transcript is spliced from 3 exons. Gene Ontology annotation, cellular component: cytosol. Gene Ontology annotation, molecular function: pyridoxal kinase activity. Bases 1 to 906 code for a protein of 301 amino acids. The record is from RefSeq and is a predicted model, not a curated record. Gene Ontology annotation, biological process: pyridoxal 5'-phosphate salvage. NCBI's taxonomy places the organism in Eukaryota, Heterolobosea, Eutetramitea, Acrasida, Naegleriidae.